Messenger RNA from Hemibagrus wyckioides, 2670 nucleotides. Its product is annotated as Fc receptor-like protein 5. The transcript has 11 exons. The record is from RefSeq and is a predicted model, not a curated record. Bases 1 to 2445 code for a protein of 814 amino acids. Gene Ontology annotation, biological process: cell surface receptor signaling pathway. NCBI's taxonomy places the organism in Eukaryota, Metazoa, Chordata, Actinopteri, Siluriformes, Bagridae. Gene Ontology annotation, molecular function: transmembrane signaling receptor activity.
AUGACUCACAGAGACUCAGAGAAACUGUUGAGACCAUCUGGCAGUGAGCGAGAGAUGGGAGCAUCCUUAAAUAGCGUAAAAGAGUUUAAGAAGAAAGCAUCUGACCUGGAAGUGCAUGAUCCAAGCUGGCAGAUGACCUGGAAGUGCUUGCCACAACAGGACAGGACGGCAAAUGGAAAAUUUUCCCUUGUUUCUCGAGAGGUCAUAGCAACUCCUGGUGUUGAUCUGACUGUGCCACUAAACUUUGAUAUCAUCAUAUGGAGUCCUAAAGCUGUGGUGUCCAUAACGCCUGAUACACAUGUGUUCAUUGGAGAGAGUGUUACUCUCAGAUGUAACAUACGGGGAGGAGGAGACACUCAGUGGACUUACAGCUGGAAGAAAAAUAAUAAUAAACUCUAUAAAGCUGGACGUAAGAGAUUCUACACAGACAGCACAAGGCAGGUGUUCAUAAUCCGGUCUGUUGAAGACUCUGACAGUGGUACCUACACGUGCAGAGGACAUGGGAGAGACUCUCAGAGCUCAGAGAUCAGUGACGCUGUUACACUGACUGUAUCAGCAAAACCCAAAGCAACUGUGAAAGUGAAUCCUCAGAGCUCCGUCUACACUGGAGACACCGUCACUCUGAGCUGUGAGCUGCAGCAGGGGACUGGAUGGAAGUUUCAGUGGUACAAAAAUAAUAAUCUGUUACAGAAUCUGAACAGUGAACAAGAGAACACACUUAAAGUGACAAUCGACAAUGCAGGAGAAACAGAAUACAAGUGUAAGGCACGCAGAGGAAACUACACACAGCGUGGCUACUAUUACACAGAGCUCAGUGAUCUUGUCAAGAUUACAGCGAGAGCAAGACCUAACCCAGUGGCAUCCAUAGAUCCUGAUAAUCAGGUGUUCAGUGGAGAGACCGUCACUCUGAGAUGUGACAUACAGGAUGAAAGUGUCUCUAGCUGGCAGUACAGCUGGUAUAAAGAUGCUUCACACAGUCCUGUCAGUAGUGGACAGGUGUACAGAAUCAGUGGUGUUGAAGUGACCCACACAGGUAAAUACACCUGUAGAGGAGCAGAGAGAGGAGGUUCACGCUCCUCACACUCCAGUGAUGCUGUUACACUGACUGUAUCAGCAAGACCUAAACCAGUGGUAACCAUAAAUCCUGAUAAUCAGGUGUUGAGUGGAGAGACCGUCACUCUGAGAUGUGACAUACAGGAUGAAAGUGUCUCUAGCUGGCAGUACAGCUGGUAUAAAGAUGCUUCACACAGUCCCGUCAGUAGUGGACAGGUGUACAGAAUCAGUGGUGUUGAAGUGACCCACACAGGUAAAUACACCUGUAGAGGAGCAGAGAGAGGAGGUUCACGCUCCUCACACUCCAGUGAUGCUGUUACACUGACUGUAUCAGAGAGACCACGGGCAGUACUGAGUGUAUCUCCACAGAGCUGGCUGACUGAAGGAGACUCAGUGACCCUAAGCUGUGAGGUUACAGACUCCUCUACAGACUGGACAUUCAGCUGGUACACAGUUGUUCCCUACAGAGACGGCUUAACUGGAAUAAAUAAUAAUGGUGGCUAUAGCGUGUAUGUGGAGCUCCUCUCAGACAGCAGCAGAGGAUCUGGAGGCAAAUACACUCUCAGUCCUGCUGCUCUUAAACACACAGGAGUUUAUAUGUGCAGAGGAGAGAGAGGAGAACCAGCCUUUCACUCACAGUACAGCAAUCCACAGCCACUAUGGAUCAAUGGUGAAUCUCCUCCAGUCUCUCUGAUCAUCAAUCCCAGCAGAACUCAACACUUUACUAAAGACUCUCUCUCACUGAGCUGUGAGGACCAGAGUAACUCUACUGGAUGGACAGUGAGACGAUACACACACAGUGAGAGAGUGUUAGAUUGUUCACACUGGGGAUCAGUUACAGGAUCUACAUGUAACAUCAGCUUCCUCUCCACAUCCUACACUGGAGUUUACUGGUGUGAGUCUGAAUCUGGAGAAAACAGUAAUCCUGUCAACAUCACAGUGCAUGAUGGUGAUGUGAUCCUGGAGAGUCCUGUCCAUCCUGUGACUGAGGGACAUCCUCUGACUCUACGCUGUUUAUAUCACAACCCAAACCCCUCAAACCUCCGAGCUGAUUUCUAUAAAGAUGGAUCAGUUCUCCAGACACAGACUACAGGAGAGAUGAUCAUCCAAACUGUCUCAAAGUCAGAUGAAGGUUUCUACCACUGUAAACACCCAGAGAGAGGAGAGUCACCCAAAAGCUGGAUCUCAGUCAGAUGUCCAUCAGGUGUAGAAGCUCCAUUCUCAGUGCUCAUGCUGAUCUGUAGUGUGGUGACGGUCUCUCCGUAUCUGCUGGUGACCAUCAUUCUGCUGCUCAUAUGUUACAGAGCUCGAGGAGCUACUGGGACAGUUCCUUGCCAGACCACCAGAGGAGUGAGCCAAAGUUCAUCUAUAAAAAGAGGAUGCAUUUACUGAAAAAAUAGUGUCAGAGUUUCUUUGUUGUUUAUGGUUUUGUGUUGAUUUUAAAUAAUUCUGAUUUCUCAUUUUAAUAUCCUGCUGUUAUUUUCUCAGUAUCUUAUAGACACCCUCACUGUUCUGAAUGGAUUUGUUUAGCUAAAGCCUGUAAACCUCCUCAUGAGGUGAAAGUGAUCAUGUGUGUAGUGUUCAAUAAGCCCUACAUCCAGCUUUGUAUGGAAUAUA